This is a messenger RNA of Clonostachys rhizophaga, 675 nucleotides long. The record is from the annotation of a GenBank genome assembly. NCBI's taxonomy places the organism in Eukaryota, Fungi, Ascomycota, Sordariomycetes, Hypocreales, Bionectriaceae.
AUGGGCAUCCUCCGCAAGACCAUCUUCACGGGCCUGCUGGGCACCUCGACGGCCUGCGCGUAUCUCGCGGCCAAGAACCCCGUCAUCUCGCCCCUCUCGCCGUCAGACCCCAUCUGGAGCUCGCGGCUGUACAAGUCGCACAAUCCCAACAGGAACCCCGCCACGCAGGAUGUCUGCAUCAAGCGCAUCCCCGUGAGCAAGAUCCGCCCCGAGCUGCUCCAGAGUAACGGCGCUCUGGCCCUCGAGUUUUGCCGUGGUGUCUGGAGCGGAUACGGCCUUGCUGUCCAGCGAAAAUAUCUCGCAUGGAAGUGGCGCGGCCCGGAGACAGAGAACCAGCUCUGGGAGCAGGAAGACUUUGCCACCAGCAACUAUGACAAGGGAACUCAGCUCAUGAACCACUUUGAGGUUGUUGAGAAGACCCCGACCUCGAUCACUGUGCGCUGCGGCGACUCUCCCCACAAUCGCGCCCUCCGCCCCUCAGACGGCCUCUUCACCAUUAGCGCUACCGUCGACAAGGUGCGCGGCGAGGUCGAGCUUAGCCUCAGGAGCUGCCUCUUCUCUAGUGAGGGUAAGGUCGAAGGAAUCAGGGGCCCUAUGCCCCCUCACAUCGAGGAGCUUCACCAGUGGUAUGCUCGCCUUUGGUCCGAGACUGGAUCCUGGAAGCUGCUGAAGUAA